UACUACAUCAAGCAAAGGAAACGGAUCAGCUGUGUUCAAUGUUGUGUACAUAGGUUAUGUGCAUUUUUCGAAUUUAUAAAUUAUAAUAAAAUGAUUAAUGCAUAAAAUGUUAAAAAUUUAAAUAACGAUAUCAAUGUUAACAUUGACUUUGAACGAAAGAAAAAACAUAUUUUUUGCUUCAAUAUUUAUAUUCGUAAAUAUACGAAAUAUUGUCAAUUAUUAACAAAUCCUUAUAAGAAGAUUUAAGAACGUGGAAUGGAUUAUGCAACUGUAGUGGAUCAAGCAAUUAAGCAGUUUUAUGCUGCAGGAAAUAAUGAAGCUCACACUUGGUUGCUACAGGUUCAAGCCUCCCCCGAAGCAUGGACUUUUGUAUGGCAGCUUCUUGAUCCUUCAAAGUCUCGAGAAGUACAGUUUUUUGCUGCAACGACAUUACAUGCAAAAAUAUCAAAACAAUGGGAUGAAGUACCUAAGAAUGAAUAUCCUGUUUUACGUGAACGUUUACUUAGCAGUAUUACGCAAUCAAAUACUCCAAAGUUUGUACUUUCAAAACUUUGCCAAGCGUUAGCUGCAUUUCUGGCACAUAGUAACAAUGAUUUUGAAAGUAAAGAUAAGGAGAAAAGUUUAGUAGAAGAGUUAAUAGAAAUAUUACCAUAUGAUUCACCACCAAAAUUGGAGUUAUUAUUAAGAGUAUUAUUUUCUAUUCCUGGAGAGUUUGAAAUGAGACAAACUGUAAAAAGAAAACCAAAGGAUGGAUUAGUUAGUAGUUGGAGCAAAACAAUCUGGCUUUUACAACAAGUUUUUGCAUCAUGUAAUCCAAAUAACCAGGAAAAUGAUACAUUAUACCUUUUGGGAUUAGAAUGUGCCUUUUCUUGGCUUAAAUUUGGCCAAUUACCUUUGGAGAUAAGUGGUCAAAUUUAUCCUUAUUUAUUAGUUGCUGCAUCCCAUUAUGCACCAAGCAGGGAAAAUUCACACGAAGACAAUACUAGUAGUUGGGAAAUAGUACAAGAUUGUUUAAUUAUGAUAUUAACACAUCCUGAAUUACACAAAAGACCACAGACACUUUGGGAAUGGGCAAGAAGUUUAGUCACAAUGGCACGGGAACAUAGUGGAAAAUAUUUUUGUGAAAUUUUAACAGCUAUGGGAGAAGCUUAUAGUAGGACAUUUUUACUUGCUCUCGCAGGUGAAGGUGAUGCAACUCAAAAGUGGACAUCCGAAGGAUUAAUUGAGUUACUCUUAGAGUGUUCAGAACAAGAAGGGCGAUAUCCUACAGAUGAAACUCGUAGUUCUAUUCCAUUUGCCUUUUGGUUUACAUUACAAGACGAUUUAGGUACAAUUGAUUCACCUCUUGAAAGUCAUGCAUUGAAUGCUUUAAAACCAAUAUAUGCACGGUUAGCAAAUGCAUUACUAAGAAAAUCUACAUUACCUUCAUCACCAAACGAAAGUGGAGAUGCGGAUGAACGAGAACUCUUUCGAUGUUAUCGACAAGACGCUGCAGAUACAUUAGAUUACUCUUAUAGAGUUUUAGGAGAAGAUUUAUUAAUACUCCUUGGGCAGAGAUUAAGUGAGCCACUUGAUAAUUCAGAAAAAUGGACUGAUGUAGAAUCUACAUUACAUGCUUUUGAAGCUUUAUCAGAUAGAGUUGGCUUGGUAGAAUUCCGUUACAUUCCUGCCUUGAUGGAUUUAAUUGUAUCUCAUAUACCUUAUGAUCUUUAUCCUGGAGAAGUAUUAGCAUGUGCGUGCUCAGCAAUAGGAGCAUAUGCUGAAUGGAUAGGAGAACAUCCCGAUCCUUGGCUUGAAAGAGUAUUACAUCUUGUAACAUUGGGCCUUUGGAAAGGUCCAAUUACAGCACCUCGUGCAAGUAUGGCUCUUAAAGAUUUAACAAGAGAAUGCGGGGCAUAUCUUGCACCCUUUGCACCAUCUAUACUGAAUACAAUAGGACGAACUCUUCCAAAUGUAACGUCCGAAGGGGGAGAAGGUCAACGCCUUAUGUAUGCAGCUGGAAAAUUAUUGAAUACACUUCCAACAGUGGAAGAACAAUUAACACAUUUAGAUGCAACAUUGGGCCUAUGUAUAGUGAAAAUUCAAGAAUUGUUGAAGCAACCAUUAUUCGUAGCUCGUGUAGCAGUUACAAAUCAAUUAAAAAUGGCAACUAUGUUUUUCUCAACUUUAGAAUGUCCUAUAGGAAAAGCUGUUUUAGACGGACUCUUACCAAUAUUUAAUGAAAUUAUUGUGCAUCCUGAAUGGAGUCAAGAUAAUACUACAUUAGAAGCAAUGCACACAUGUGCACAAAAAUCAUUAUCAUCUCUAUUACAUCCAGAAACAGAUGCACGUCCUUUACUUUCAAUUUUAUCAACUUCUUAUAAGAAUUGGCCCCAUCCUGCUGCAUUAAAUUUAUUGAAUCAAUUGGUGUUAUUAUUUGGCAAAGAUCCAGAUAGUAUUAUAUGGCCUGUUUUUGCAGAAUUAAGUUCAAUAACUUUAGGUGGUAUUAAAGCAUGCCAAUCAGUACAUGGCGAUUUAUCUGAUUGGUCGGAUCUAAUGGAAGCAUAUUUAGGAUUGCUUGCCCAAAUUUGUAAAAAGAAUGGUGAAAUGUUGCUUCAAGUAUCGGAUCAAAUUCCUGAUAUGUUACGAUGCGGUAUUACUUGCUUACUACUUCCGGAAACAGGAACAGUCAAAGCAGCAGCAUGUUUUCUUACUCAUGCUAUUAUGCAAACUCCACAUUUACAAGAUUUUAUUCGGCCAAUCGGACGAGAACUUGUUUUUGUAAUACUACGGUGUGUUGGAGGAGAAGUGCCUCGAAACAAUUUAGAACCUCAUGCGGAAGUUUUACUGUCAUUAAAUAAAAUGUGUGCGGCUUGGAUGUUAGAAUGGCUUCGUGUUUCACUUGAAAGUCAAUCUGGACCUGCAGCUAGUGAUAUGGAUAAAGAAGUUUUUAUACGUAAUGUUUUACGAGAACGGACAAGUAGACGUCGUCUUUAUGAUGCGCUGAAAGAAUUUAGUCUUAAGUGUCGACAAAAGACUAUAGGACUAUAACGAUGCGCUUUCAUAAGUGGAUUUAGAUAUAUGAAAAUAAAAAAAAUAUU
This is a messenger RNA of Vespa mandarinia (Asian giant hornet), 3080 nucleotides long. It is a transcript of the gene cdm, whose product is annotated as importin-13-like protein cdm. Gene Ontology annotation, molecular function: small GTPase binding. Gene Ontology annotation, cellular component: cytoplasm. NCBI's taxonomy places the organism in Eukaryota, Metazoa, Arthropoda, Insecta, Hymenoptera, Vespidae. The record is from RefSeq and is a predicted model, not a curated record. Gene Ontology annotation, biological process: protein import into nucleus.